AUGCACUAUUUCUCCUUUACCUCUCUGGGCUUCGCUGGCCUCGCCCUUUGUGUUGCUACCAAUGAUGUCCUUGAUCGAGAAAAUGGACGGCCACAUGAUUUCAUAUAUUGGCAAGACAAGCAGAAUAACAACGUGGACUACCAUGGCCUACCAGAAAACAUGAGGACCAAGUCAGCCGGAUUCCAUCACAUUGGUAACGAUGGCAUUUUGCGCGUCUUCAACGAAGCUGGUGAGGUCAUAGAUUAUGCCCAACCCUCCAUUGAUGAGUUGAAGACUAUGAUCGAAAUUUCUCCCCUUUCUCCAGAGGAAAGACAGAGUAUGCUCAACGUCUGGAGUGGCAUGGAUAACGUUCAGAUAAGCAUGGAGCAAAUCUGGCAGCCGCCUACGGAUCUUCUCCCUCUCAAGUUAGCGGAUCCGGAGGCCUUUGCCCGGGAGGUGAAGAAUAGAAAGCAGCAACAGGCUCGGUAUCAGUCCAGUAAACCAAACCCACUUUUACGAAGAGAUUCUCCGAGUCAUUGUCUACACGUGGAGUGCCACAAGAGUGAAAUCUGUUGGUACUCUCAUUGCUCGUGGUGCUUCUUCGUCGGCGCCUCUCCAAUCGGUACUUGUAGAGGAGAAAGAUAA
This is a messenger RNA of Histoplasma mississippiense, 624 nucleotides long. RefSeq lists its product with no specific name. NCBI's taxonomy places the organism in Eukaryota, Fungi, Ascomycota, Eurotiomycetes, Onygenales, Ajellomycetaceae. The coding region runs from base 1 to 624 and encodes 207 amino acids. The record is from RefSeq and is a predicted model, not a curated record. The transcript is spliced from 2 exons.